AUGGAAGAAACCAGCGAAGAACUGCCCAAUUUUUAUAUCGACAUUAACCUUUUAGGUCUUGAUCCAACAAGCAACAAAAAUAAAACCGAAAGAAAUUCGCUGGGAACCAAAAAAGGUCACCAAUCGGUCAAUAACAACAUUGCAAGGAAAAAUUUCCGUUUUUGUUGUUGUUUUUUAAAUUUGUUCCACCUAAUAAUAAAGUAAACAGUUGUUGAUUGGGAAUUUACCAAAACCAAAACAAUCAAGGCCGCAAAAAAUCUAAAUGCGACAAACGAAACAACAAAUUAGUCACACUUUGUCUCAAAAUUAAAUCUCUUUUCUCUUAGAAUUUAGCUCGGUGCAAGGAGAAAAAAUCCAGACACAGCUGAAACGUUUGUCGCCGGGCCGACUAAUCGCACGACACGUCAGUCCGGUACUUUCUUCUUAACAGGUUCGGCAUUCGUAAUCGCUUAUUUCUAUACAAAUCAAUACUACCAAACUAUUCAAAACAUUUUCAACCCGAUAGAAAUUUUUUUUCUUUCUCGAGGGAUUUGUUUGUUAACGUCAUGAGCGUGCACAAUAGGAAUAUGAAGCACGCUCACGCAAUUGAACUUGAUUAGACAAAUUUACUAGCUAUGUUAACUAAAUGACGAACUAAUUAUCAACUGGCAGAAUAAUUCAUAACAAAUUUAUUUUAAUAACAUGCCAGAUUUUUCUAUCGCCACCAAAGUUAUAGACAGACGCACGUCAGCAAUUUUUCUGCAUUAUAGUAUUACAUUGAACACUUCAAUCCAAAUCACCUCGUAGUAAUCAUUACACAAUACGCCGCGGUUACUUUUGCGGUCCAAAAUGCGGAUUUAAAUGGAAUAAAUACCUUGCGGUUAAAAUUUUUUAGCCAAAUUUUCAAUACAAACCGUGGUGUUUUAGAGGUUUCCCAAAAAUCAUGUUGAUUUUGCAGAUAAUGAAAAAAAUUGCGCGGGCGGAGGUAACCUUUAUGGUGAUGUUCAAAGCUCCGCCCGCAUUUUCUGACGAUAAUUUCAAGUUAUUCACCGAGUAAAACUACUUUCUUUACUUUCGCGAUGUUUCUAGUUCAACGAAAGACUUAUACAAUAAAGACCUUUGCUUAAGAACUCAAGUGGCUUAUCACCUUUAUGCGCGCCAAGAAAAACUGCUGGUUCACCUUUUUUUUUCGUUUUUACCCGGUAUCCGCUGCAAAUGGAUUUCUGGAUUAGGAAAUACUCACGCGAAAACUAUUUGCGAUCAAAACAAAAAAAGUUCAAAUAGUCUUUGGGUGCAUUUUUUUAUGCGUUUGAUCACAGUCCAGAAGACCUUUUGAACGGUCAGCUGAAAUCUUCACCGUUCUUUAAUGUCAUUGAAUAAUGGAUCUCAAUAAAAGUACCAUGAAUUUUGCGUUUGGUCAUAAGAAGUUUAAUUACACAAGGCUUGAAAACAGAGGAUUUUUUUGCUUUUUUUGUUUUGAUUUUAGAUAGUUUAUUUGUUUUUCUCCUCAGCCACUUCACCGCUGAGUAAAUGUAUAGUUAUUUUCGCUUUCCAAAGUCUGAAGACUGCGUUUGAUUAAACAACAGCUAAUAAUGAACAUGUCCAAACUUCCAGAAAAAGAAGACAUCGACAUUUUAUGGUCCGAUAAAAUAAUAGAAAUAAAAAACCUAUGCAUUCAAAUUUAAAGGUAGCAUUUGAAGUCAGCCUCAGCUCUGAAAAAAACAUGAUGCUAAUUAUGCGAAUAAUACAUAUACCUGAUAUUUUUUGGGUUCAACAAGGCUGUGAAAACAAAUAUAUCUUGGUAGCUUGCAGCAGUAUCGUAUCAGAAGGAAUGUAUUAAGAAGUAAUCUAGUUCGUUAUGGUAAUUAGAGAGGAGCACAAACGCAAAUAAAUCAAUUUUAAGUUAUUUAGCGGAAGAUACAUGCGUUAUUCGCAUAUGGAAGAACACUCUGCACUUCCUAGCUUGAAUGGAAGGAUAUUCUUCUCGAAACGAUCGCUGGCGGAAAAUUUUAAGAAGAAAUGGACGAAUGCACAAUAAUGAACUUUAUCGGUGUCUACUUAGCCUCAUCUUACUCUAGAAGGGUUGGAAGAAUUUGAUAAGUUAUGAACAGAGAUAUCUCGUGACGGUCAUUCAUUAAAUUAGAUUAUUACAAGUAGUGAAAGGAAGUAUUAUGCUGAGACAAGAGAUUAUUGGCAGAGAAAAUAGGUCCACCUACCUGUCAGGUAAUAAGAAACAAAUGAGGGUAAAGUCCUAUCAGUUUAUAAAACUUGCCGCCACAUUUUCUGUUUAGUUUCUCACUUUCUUUGUGGUCGCAUAUGCGUGUUGCAUACCUCCAAAGAGUUACGCCCAAAUCGUUACAAUGAGAAGUCCUCAACGACGAAUAGGUAUGUAAUACCGGCUGUUUGGUAAACAAUUUGCAGUGCAUAUAAACUUCCGCAAACACUGUGGUCAUUUUUGUUUCCAAAUAUAGGACUUUUUGUGAAACAAGUAUGUCAUUUAAUACUAGAACUCUUCAAUUUGAAGAGGCAAACAGAUGUAACAACGUUUAUACCAUGGGGUCUGCAUGUAUAACUUAAUUUUGCAACGUGCAAGAAUUCUCGAGAGGCUUUCUAUAUAUCAUCAAUCAGUCGACAGAGAAAAUAGGUCCACCCACCUGUUUCUUUUUGGUCGCAUAUGCGUGCUGCAUACCUCCAAAGAGCUACACCCAAAUCAUGACAAUGAGACGUUCUCAACAAGGAAUAGACAUGUUAUUAUCAAGUAUCAUGAGAGUGUAUGGCUGCUUUAUCGUGGCUUUGGUAAUGCUGUGAAAUUCCAGUAUCAGUUGGUUUCCCGCAGACCUUCGUGUCUGAUCAUGUCUGGUCACAUGACGAGUGGCGUAAGCCGCCACUCAGUACUUUUACUCUAUGUAUUUGAUGAUUCAUGUAAUUUUCCAGUUUUAUUUCAAGUCCAGAAUUUAAUGUCAAAACACCAUUUACUGACUACCGUUCAAUGACUUGACAGUCGGGGACUGUUUCUGGUAAUCAUCAGUCUAAGAAAGGGAAGUCUGUCGUUGUUCUCAGGUUACAUUGUGAAGCUGAGUGAAGGGUGGAUUUCAUUCAGUGUUGACAAGAAAACAGAGGCAGAUGAAACAUCGGGCAUUUUGCUGAGGUUUUUUGGAGAUACCGCUAAUAGAAAGCAGACAUCUUGUUUUGGUUUUCCAAUUUUUCUUCAAUAUGGCACAUAAACGCAUUUGCCAUUAGUAGUCCGAGAGGAGAGCUCAUGGCAACCUUAUCCACUUGCUCGUAAAAAUUUCCGUCGAAUUGGAAAAGGUGUCUUUUUAUGUUUUUUUGUUUUUUUGUUUUUUGUGAUGUUAAGGGCAUAUUUCCUAUUUAGACAGUUGCCUUCGAACGCUUUCUCUGCUAAGAUUUUGAUGCUUGGUCGGCCUCUGUUUUCUUGUCAAUGCUGAAUGAGAUCCACCCUUCACUCAGUUUUACAAUGGAACUCGAGAACAACAGCAAACUUACCUCUCUUGGAAUGAUGAUUAACGGAAAUAGUCCCCGACCAGAAACGAAGGUCUACGCGAAAACAACUGAUACUGGACUUUUAUUGCAUCACCAAAGCCAUGUUGACGAAAAGUACAAACUGUCUCUGCUGAGGAUAAUGUUAAACCGUGUGUUUAGUCUACUCGAACUGGAUUUUUUUUCCAUCGAGAAUAUGAACGUCAAAAAAAGGCUUUUGCGUGAGCCGACACUUUCAUCAACGUGUGGAGGAACACAAGUAAUCAAAACUCGGUAAUCAUGUAAAGGACGAGUACGGAAAGGAUCCCGAGACCAUCGAAAAAAAUUUCAAGAUUUAAUCUUCUAAUGAAGAAAGAAAUGCUACGAUUUUCCCUUCGAUUUCUCGCCCAUAUGCAUCUCUCUAAACGUGGAAUUUUCCAUUCCUACAAAAAAUAUCGAAAGUUUUUCACAUUUUGUUACCUUUCUUGAUCAAUCAACUUGUAUAAAGAGCUAAAAAAUGUAGGUAUAUUUGGUCAAGUGACCGCUUAGACCAAGAAUUGCAUAACAGGUGUAGUUGAGAGAAACUUGUCACAGUGGCAGAUUUUAAAAGGCAUCCAAUACGAAAAUACGGUAGUGACCUGAGAUUUUUUUGAUGAUUUUCAGAGAUGAAAUGAUUGUUUAUAAAGGGGAAUAGAUAUUAGUGUUGUAGCUUUCUGACAAGGGGAGAUAUUUGACCUCAAAGUUGUCUAAUAUUUGGAUGAAUCGAAAAGUCUAAAAACACAGUCGUUUCUUGGCCUCUGUCGUCGAUCAAAUUGACUGAUACUUGUGGCGAACAUUAAGUAAGGAUGGAAAAAUAUGUUCGCAAACCCUCAGAGUAAUUUGUUGAAUACCAUCGCAGUGAGAGCUUCAUAUAUUUUACCUAUUUUAAAGCGAUUUCCUUGGAGAAAACCAAGAAAAACCGUACGGGUGGUGUAUCUCCCCCCGGAAAAAACCAAAACAGAAACCAGUUUGUCUUUUUGAGUUUUGGGGUAGACCCUUUAAGACUGUAAUCAUCGAGAUUCGCUGGCCAGGCUAAAAAUAUAGAAAUUCUGAAAAUUUGCCUGAAAAACGCUCUUAGGGAGAUGUAUUAAAAAAAAACAUUUAAAAGUUUGAAAAAUCAAAUGUUUCCGAGAAAAUGGGGAAAAACGAAAAUUUGGGUUUUUACCUACUUAUUCAUGCAAAAAAUACAGUAAAAUUGACCAACUUUAGUAUGUUAGUACUGAAGGAGGAUGUUUCGUGAGAAAUUGGGGGUGUUUUUACUUCAAAAUGUAAUUCAAUUUAUUUUUAUUUGUGCCACUUUUAGGAGCUUUGGUUUAAUUUUAAAAUUUACAUGAUUUUUUAAGAAAGUACUCUCAAACGCUUGUUGCAAAAAGCGGAAAAUCGAGCAACUUCAAGCCUUCAAAACGCGUCUUGAUAUGUGAGAAAUCAUGUCAAACUGCAUGCUGGCACAAAGGUUGGUCCUUAUACGAAAAUAAUAUAAAAUAACAAAUUUGCCGGCAAAAUAAAAGAGUUUGCAACGCAUUAUAACCAAGGUCAGGAAUUUGCAUUAUGCAAAUCAGUUAUAGAAAUCGUACUUGAGAGCUACGAAGAAAACAAGAUAGUUAAAGAUGGUUAAACAAUUAUUUGAUAUGGAAAUGAUAUGAAAUUAUACAAUAAAAAAUCCGUAGACAUUGCUAAAGAGGGCUGCAAAUUGAUGUGUAGAUGCGAAAUUUUCUGUUAAUUUGAAUUGCAGAAGACUCUGUUAUGGUUGACUCACUAUUUCAACAGCACCACCUUCACCUAACUAUAGAUAAGGGCCGCUGUAUAGUUCAACAUUUUUGUUGACUACGUGUUUAUUAUCGACAUUAUUCUUAGUUGAAUGGCUACUUUUUCUGCAACAGGGAUAACAUUUCGUUUGAAAUAUCUUGGAUAUCUUGAAAAAAGUCAAGUGAGUAAACAAAUUCAUGCAACACCGCAAGCUUCUGCUGUGUAGUUUUUCACCUCAAGAUAACAGCCCAACUAUUUUUUUUUAAAGCUAUAUGCUCUUAUCUUUUUUGGAAAAUGGCCACAUUUCUGUCAUAAAACUUGAUAGAAAGGACUUAUGUCACGGUAGCAAUUAUACCGUGUUGCAGUCUGGGCGAUAAUUCUCUAUGAUGCAAUCACGGUCUUUUUCUUAAAGGUAAAGAAGCGCCAGGUUUUUCACAGAGCAUAUAAUAAGGAAAACGAUGUCAUUCUGUAGUUUUGUUUCUCUUCUUGGGGGAGCUUGUGGUGCAAGUUGUGAAAAUCCAAACGUGGUUGACUUUAUCGGAUUGAAAGACUGUACUAGGGAUGUUACAGAUCACUUGAAGAGUUGAAACAUUUUGACGGAUGUUGAUAGCGUCAACAACAACGAAAGGAAAUUAUUACUUACAAAUACCCAGAUUUUUUUUUUUAUAUUACUUUAGUUUAAGGACCAAACUUUGUGCCAGCAUGUACUUUGACAUAAUGUCACACAUACAACAACAACGAAAGGAAAUUAUUACUUACAAAUACCCAGAUUUUUUUUUUUUAUAUUACUUUAGUUUAAGGACCAAACUUUGUGCCAGCAUGUACUUUGACAUGAUGUCACACAUACAACAACAACGAAAGGAAAUUAUUACUUACAAAUACCCAGAUUUUUUUUUUAUAUUACUUUAGUUUAAGGACCAAACUUUGUGCCAGCAUGUACUUUGACAUGAUGUCACACAUACCAAGACGCGUUUUGAAGGCUUGAAGCUGCUCGAUUUUUCGCUUUUUGCAACAAGCGUUUGACGGCACUUUGUUGAAAAUCAUGUGAAUUUUAAAAUUAAUACUCCUUAAAAUGCCACAAAUGAAAAUCAAAUAAAUUAUAUUUUGAAGAAAAAACUCCCACAAUUUCUUACGAAACAUCCUCCUUCCGUACUAGCACACUAAAGUUGGUCAAUUUAAUAUAUUUUUUUGCAUAAUUAAUUAGGUGAAAACCCGAAUUUUCGUUUUUCCCCAUUUUCUCGGGCACAUUUAAUUUUUCAAACACGGUCCAUUAGUCGCUACACUUCAACAUAUCAAGGUUAUGAGAUUUCGUAGAUAUGGUAGAUUUCCUUGUAAUUCUGUACCUAGUUGGUUAUUGAAAAAGUUGUCAAAGGAUCGUUCAUUCGGAAUCGUUGAUUGAAGAUCGUUGUUGGUUUGAACUAAUGAUAAAAAAAUAAAUAAAUAAAUAAAAUUAAAAAAAAAAAAAAACUAAAAAUAUUUCUGAGAGCAAGCGUGAAAGGGAAUUCUAAAUCGAGAUUUGUAACAUUUAACCCGGCUAAAUGAUCCACUAUUGUAUGAAAAAUAUUUAGUGAUCUUGUUUUGGUCUCCUAAUGCUUGCUUGUUCCAGUAAUACAGCAAAAUAGAGAUAGCGUAGGUUCUCAGUGUCAAAGGUCUAAGUAUUUCACUAAAGCAUGGUCUGUAAUCUCCUAUUUGCACAUUCAAAUCACUCAAGCCUUUGACUGAUUUGGUGCAUGAGCUUGUGAGAAUAGGUGUCAUCGAAUUAAUGUUGAAGCCUCUAUUAUAAUUAACCAAUUUAUGUUUGCAGUAUAGGCGAACACAAAGGGGUAAUGCACUUAUGCUGUCUCUCAAGUUGAUCUGGAUUUUGAAAUUCCUUAACAGUAUGCGAGAAUGCAAAAUACGCACUAAAUGGCAUUUUCGUCUUUGCUACUGAACUUGAUGUGAAAAAAAUUGGCCUUUUUUUUUUCGGCGGGGAUGUAGGUAAUGAAGCACCAAGGUUUGACUUCAAGAGACAUCUUUACCUAGUAUGUCAGGUCAUGUAAUAGUACUUCAAUUAAAUUUCUUCUUAUUUACGUGCGUAUGUGCCUAUGAUUCACAAAAGAUAGGGCUGAGAAUUCCCUUCAGACCUAAUUAAAAGUUCUGAUAAAGUGGGUAAACAAAACGUACAAGCCAAGGUAGUCUAUUGAUUUCGAAAAUUUAUCCUUCGAAAUUCGUUUCUUUGAUGCUGAAAGUUACCAGACGACAUAUCUACACUGUACUUGAUAGCCUUGAUCCUUAAGUAAAGCCGCAACGUUGCCAUGUCUGUUGUCUUUACCAGGUGGGGUAUUUCAUUUUCUUCUAAGACUCAUUAUAAUUUAGUUCUAACAAAGCGUUUUUUUCUACAAAAUGACCUUUCGGACGACCUAAAAAAAAAUUCUAGGGGAGCAUGCUACCUGUUUACCACUCCAAGAACUUCAUUUCUUCAGCGGAUAUCAAUCCGACCACCCUUACUAAUCCUGGAUCUACCCUGAGCAGUAAAUUUACGCCAUAUAAUAAAAUUUAUUUCCUUUAGGUUCUGAUCUGCUUUUCCUGGCACUUUUUGUGACUUAUCAAAUUCUACCAUCAACGCGAGCACUCCCAAUAGAUUGCCAAAAGAACACUGCAGUCUGUUUGGAAGAAAUAAUGAAGGAAGUCACCCAAGUUCGAUUUGAGGUUAAAAUUCUCACGGAGAACAAAACAUUGUCGAAACGUAAGCACGAUUCCUCUUCGUUCAUAUGUGUUAAUACCUUGAUUAACAUUUAUUCAUUUCAAUUUUUAUUGUAAUUUUUCAUGAGUAUAUCAACUGUUAUUACGUUGUAUUUCAUCAACAGCUAAGAACUGUGUUGAGCUCUACCAUUCCGGUCAAAGGAUCAGCGGCAUUUACACGAUCGACCCAGAUGACUCAGGCGCUUUUAAUGUGUAUUGUGACCAAACUACUUCUGGUGGGGGAUGGACAGUCUUCCAGAAGAGAAUGGAUGGCUCUGUUGAUUUUAAUCGCACCUGGAAUGACUACAAACAUGGCUUCGGUAACUUGGUCGGUGAAUUUUGGCUCGGACUGGACAAGAUAAACCGUCUGACACAAAACAUAACAAAGAACAUGCUUCGAAUAGAUCUGGGGUAACUACGCGCCAAACUGUUCAAGCUGAGUAUGAAUGGUUUGGGAUUGGAAAAGGGACGGCUGACUACCGGUUGUACAUUGGCAGUAUUACAG
Messenger RNA from Pocillopora meandrina, 8467 nucleotides. The record is from the annotation of a GenBank genome assembly. NCBI's taxonomy places the organism in Eukaryota, Metazoa, Cnidaria, Anthozoa, Scleractinia, Pocilloporidae.